This is a messenger RNA of Lethenteron reissneri (Far Eastern brook lamprey), 1889 nucleotides long. Its product is annotated as cyclic AMP-dependent transcription factor ATF-4-like. Gene Ontology annotation, biological process: regulation of transcription by RNA polymerase II. NCBI's taxonomy places the organism in Eukaryota, Metazoa, Chordata, Hyperoartia, Petromyzontiformes, Petromyzontidae. Gene Ontology annotation, cellular component: nucleus. Gene Ontology annotation, molecular function: DNA-binding transcription activator activity, RNA polymerase II-specific; RNA polymerase II transcription regulatory region sequence-specific DNA binding. The record is from RefSeq and is a predicted model, not a curated record.
CCGAGUGCGCGGCCAUUUUCUGGGUGUUGUUCCGUCUUCUUCUCUCCCUCCGGCGGCGCUCUGCGGUCUGCACCCCGAGCCCCGCUUCUACUCGUUCGCGUCUACUCCUUCUAUUCCACUCAUUCGCUUCGCUUCUACUCAUUCGCUUCUACUCCUUCUAUACCACUUCGCUUCUACUCCUUCGCUCCGGGGGGAGGCCAAGCGAUGGCGAUCUGAGCGGCGGCGCGUUGGCGGCUCGGACUUCGGCAUCGGCAGCGGCGGCACAAACAACGGCGAUGGCGAGGCGCCGUGCAGCACUCACAAAGGAGGCCAAGGCCUCGGGAGACGCCGCUGGGAGACGUGGCUUCAUCUUCAUCACACGACACCGCCCCAAGCUGAGAUUCGCAGCAAGAGACACCAGUUCAGAUGUCUCGGCUCCUGUCGUCUCUCAUCAUGGACGUGGACGACCGCCUGUUGCUGCUGCCUGGGCUGGAGGAGCAGCUGCCGGAGGCCGGGCCCGUGUGCCCCCUGCUCCCUGCUGAGGGAGCCGUAGGGGUAGCCCAGCCCCUACAGCCCCCUCGCUCCCCUGACCGCAGGGUGUGUGGCAGCGGUGACUUCCCCACCACCAAGCUGCUGGGAACGUGGGAGGAAGCCCGGCACGAUCCUUAUGAAACUCCAUUAUUGAGUCCGAUUGGGGGCAACUCACUGGUUGACACCAUUGACCUGGAGCUGCUUGUGGACGAGCUGAUGGGCGACUCGACGAACGGAAUUCUGUGCCUCGAUUCCCUGCUGGAACCUUCCUCGCUCCACGGGACAGAGUAUGUUGCCAUGGAGCUUGACCAUAUCAAAGAAGAGUCGCCCUUCGAUCUUGGAGAUUCUGCCCUGUUCUCCAGCAUCGAAGACACAGAACUCAUGGAGCUGUCUGACCUGGAUUUUCUGGAAUCCUCAUCGUUGAUCAGUUCCACCUCCCCCAUUGUUUCUUCUCACAACAAUAGCUGCAUUAUUCCCAGUACCAACACCGAUUCGGAUACAGUGAGUACCGUCGAGGUAGCAAGACAGAUUGAUAGUGACACCAAGGUAAACUUUGACAUCAAUAAUAGCCACAUUGAUGUUCCAGGGUGGAUGAGCAAGUCUGAUUUACAAUCACGGUUCCUAAAGUGUGGCACCGUGGUGGAGAGUGGCGUCGGCAAAAGCUACGACCACUGCAGCAGCAGCAGCGGCUAUAGCAGCGACACCUCUGAUCGGCCAGAUUCUCAGAUGAUACCUCUUGGCAGCAGUGUCAUUGGCAGUGACGAGGUCGUAGGCGAUGGCGCUGCAUUGCUGGGGCAGCAGCUGCCGACUGUAGCCGCCACGGCACUGUCUGGAGGGUGCGAGCGUCGACUGCGGAAGAAGCAGCAAAACCAGCGGGCAGCCGUACGCUACAGGCAGCGCAAGCGCACGGAGCACGAUACUUUGAAGGGGACGAUGAGUGGGGAACAGGCGCGGAACAGGCAACUCAGGGAGCGCGCAGACGCCAUCAGCAAGGAGCUGCUGUACUUGCGCGGGCUGUUGGAGGAGUUGUACGGCACCAGCCUCUCCAAGCAGAGUGCUUCGCUUGCUUGAUUACACCCCCAAGGGAACCUUGCGAUGGGAGCCACAGAGAGUGGUAGUGAAUAGGUUACGAUGAAAAGUAUCAUUGUGUCCAUUACUGCUAUUAUUUGGUGGAGCUGUCAAGGGCUUUGACCUGAUGUGUGGUAGAGGUGGAAGUUGUCAUUUGGCUGCCUUGCCAAAGGAUGAUGACAUUUUGGGAACCGUGAUAUAACGUUUAAAGUUAGUGGUUUAAUACUGUCUUUGGCCUCUUAAUCUUUUUUUGAACAAAUUAAGGUACAGUGCUGUGGGUAGUCCUAAUAAAGCAAACAAGUUAACAUUAA